This is a messenger RNA of Oppiella nova, 1392 nucleotides long. Lineage: Eukaryota; Metazoa; Arthropoda; Arachnida; Sarcoptiformes; Oppiidae. The record is from the annotation of a GenBank genome assembly.
AUGGACUCCGACACCGGCCCCAUGUCAACCGAGGACUACGUGCACGACCUCUCCAGUCUAGAUCUCGAGCACUUGGAGGAAGUGGUCAAACAAGAAACCGCCAAAAUUGCCGCCGCGAGUGCUGGUAACCACAACUGCCGUCAAAUGACUGAUAAUCACAUAAAUUCAUCUCAAAAUUGUCCAAACGAUCAACAGUUAAGACUCGUUCACAACGUUAUGUCCAACGGAGGACUUCCCGAUCAUAGGAAGCAACAAAUAGCUUUGGCCGCCAAUACUCCCGGCACUCCUCCUAACACUAGUUCUCCGUCGGGAACCGGAAACUCAUUGUCGCCCUCACCUGCCUUUGCAGGCAAUAUGACCAGUCCUGUGAUCGCACAGGCGGCCAUCGAUCCGUGCAAUAAGCAUAAUAGCAUUAUAGAUGACAGCAAUGGCAUGAAUAUGUCCUGGCUCACCGCACAACUCAGAUAUGGAACCAAUGGAGUGAUUGGCAGCCAAGAGGGACCACUUGACCUCAGAGGUCAAUGCGGUCAAGAGAUAGAGAACCCGUGGCUCUCGCCUAAUAUGAGGCGCGAAUACGUGGAGAUGCAGACAAAUCACAGCAAUUCUCACGUCAAUCCAGUAUCUCCUGUAAUGCACAGUCGACUCAUGCAAACUAUGGUUAACCCAAAUCUAGUGAAUAACUCAAUAGACAUGCACCCGACACAACACCCCCAACACAGUCAUCACAAUCAGUUACAUAACGGACACUCACAUCACUCUAAUUCGCAAAUCCAUCACUCAUUUCAUAGUCACGGCAUUAGCGGUCAACACAACCACAACAGCAGUGACUGCAACAGCGUCUACACAAACAGCGGCUCUAAAAAUGAUAAUCUAAAUGAUGAACAACUCAUUAAUCUGACGGUUCGAGAGCUUAACAAAAAACUUCACGGCUUUCCGCGCGAAGAUGUGGUGAAAAUGAAGCAAAAGAGGCGAACCCUUAAGAACCGCGGAUACGCUCAGAACUGUCGGACCAAACGGUUGGCACAGAGACACGAAUUGGAGGCAAAGCUGCGAAUACAGCAAAACGAAUUGGGAAGGAAUCGGUACGAGUGCGAGAAGUUGAGGGUCGAGACCGACAAAAUGAGGCUCAACUUUGACAAACUUCGACAGGCUUACGAUAAGGUGUGUCAGGAAAGGGACUUUUAUCGCCAACAGCUCGCACUCAAACAACAGACAGGUAUUAGUGUCACACAAACCACUCAGAGUCAGCAGAUUGUGGUGACCGGAGCGGCCGCUAAUACGACCCCCACUCAGGCCAACGCUCGCAACACUCGACACCCCGAGUGCUCAGCCGGCUCUCUGUCGAGCGUGUCAGCCGGCAGUACCCCCUCAUCGCCUGAGUUCUACCUGUGA